UCCAGAUAGGCCCAUAUAAUUUCUGGACAUCGGUCCAUAAAAUUUCUUCAACUCCAUCAAUAGCCAGCGGUAGGGGCACCCGAGCACAGCCCAUGCUUUGCUCAGUUUACAUGAAUUUCCAGCUGGGCGACGAACUGUGAUGAAGAUGGAGUACGAGAACAAACUUGUCCUCGCGCCCAUGGUUCGAGUUCCCUUCAAAUAGCCAGUGGUAGGGGCACCCAAGUACAGCCCAUGCUAUGAGUUGUCCUUCGCUCAAUUCACAUGAAUUUCCAGCUGGGCGACGCACUGUUAAGAAGAUGGAGUACGAGAACAAGCUUGUCCUUGCGCCUAUGGUUCGAGUUGGCACGUUACCUUUUAGGUUACUAGCUGCGCAAUAUGGGGCGGACGUUACAUAUGGAGAGGAAAUUAUUGAUCAUAAAUUGGUGAAAUGUGAGCGCCAAAUAAAUGAGUAUGUUGGAUCUAUUGAUUUUGUGGAGAAGGGAACCAAAAAUGUUGUUUUUAGAACCUGUGAUGAAGAAAGAAGUCGGGUGGUAUUCCAAAUGGGCUCUUCUGAUGCUGUUAGGGCUCUCAGUGCAGCUCAGAUUGUGUGUAAUGAUGUUGCGGCGGUUGAUAUCAACAUGGGUUGCCCCAAAUCAUUCUCUACCAGUGGAGGCAUGGGUGCUGCACUGUUGACUAAACCGGAGCUUAUUCAUGAUAUUUUGACAACAUUAAAGAGAAACCUGGAUACACCAGUAACAUGUAAGAUUCGACUUCUGAAAUCAUCUCUGGAUACAGUAGAACUAGCAAGGCGAAUUGAGAAAACUGGUGUUUCUGCUCUUGCUGUCCAUGGAAGAAGAGUUGCAGACAGGCCAAGGGAUGCUGCUAAGUGGAGUGAGAUUGCUGAUGUUGUAGCAGCAUUGUCUAUUCCAGUUAUUGCAAAUGGUGAUGUCUUUGAGUAUGAAGAUUUUCAACGCAUUAAAGCUGCGACAGGUGCCUUGUCAGUAAUGGUCGCUAGAGGAGCACUUUGGAAUGCUUCAAUUUUUUCUCCUGAAGGCAAAGUACCCUGGGAAAUUGUGAAAAGAGAAUACAUUAGGAAGAGCAUCUUAUGGGAUAAUGAUGUCAAAAGCACAAAGCAUACAUUAAAGGAGAUGAUAAUGCAUUAUUCUUCCCUUGAAUUGCCUGAGGGAAAAGCUGUGAUUAAAUCAGAAACUAUGGCAGAUCUAGCGCAAGUUUAUGGAGAAGAAAUGUAUUACCAGUUUGUUAAUAGAAACCGAAUUUUUCUCAGUGAAAGUAGAUAAGACUGGCAGUUCGUAGGACAGCUUCAUCCGGCAUCCAAACCAAAAAUACCCUAGUGGAAGGGAACUUGAAGACUGAAGGCAUUUUGUGGUGUUAUUAUUAUUAUUAUUAUUAUUAUUAUUAUUAUUAUUAUUAUUAUUAUUUUGGCUUGAUGUUAUUGCUUUUUCAGUCGUACAUGUUGGACGGCAAUGGUAAUGGAAAUUUAUGUUUUGUUGAAUUUGGUGGUGGGAGGAGCAAAAGAGAAAUUUUUACUAAAGGUUGCAAGAGUGCAUAACUUAAGUUGCGUCUGUGGAUUUCAAUAAAGUUUAAUAUAAUUUUGUAUUA
Messenger RNA from Malania oleifera, 1599 nucleotides. RefSeq lists its product as uncharacterized. The transcript is spliced from 11 exons. The coding region runs from base 237 to 1277 and encodes 346 amino acids. Lineage: Eukaryota; Viridiplantae; Streptophyta; Magnoliopsida; Santalales; Ximeniaceae. Gene Ontology annotation, biological process: tRNA dihydrouridine synthesis. Gene Ontology annotation, molecular function: flavin adenine dinucleotide binding; tRNA dihydrouridine synthase activity. The record is from RefSeq and is a predicted model, not a curated record. Gene Ontology annotation, cellular component: cytoplasm.